Molecule: messenger RNA, 2238 nt
Organism: Suillus fuscotomentosus
Lineage: Eukaryota; Fungi; Basidiomycota; Agaricomycetes; Boletales; Suillaceae
Exons: 7
Coding region: 1-2238 (745 amino acids)
Source: RefSeq, a predicted model, not a curated record
AUGUCCGAUAUCACUGAGGGAAUCCGCACUCGCCGAGACAAUAAGUUCAAACACCCAGGCUUGCCAGACCUGCCAGUGCAAGGACGAGUUCCGCGACGUAGCAAGGCCCAGAAAGCAGAGGACGACAAAAUCCUUGAGGAAGCCCACCAAGCUCAAGAGCGGGCUGCAGUCGAGGGGCUGCAGUGGCUUGCUGCAAUGCAGAUGGUGAUGGAGGAGGCAGAGGAACAAGGCGUGGUGACUAAACCAAAGCCAGUCAAACCCCAUGCUCGCCCUGUCAAGAAAAAAGUAGUGCCUGCCAAACCAGCUGGUACCGGCGUCGAGGACCAAGAAGAAAGCAGCCAGGACACCAACAUUGAGGAUGGAACAAAGAAGAAGAACCAGAGGGCCGUCAAAACAUCUCUGAAGGACGCAAUCAACAAUGCACGAGGCUCACUCACAGGAAAGGUUGAGUUAAUUCAGGGGCCACGUGUUGGCGACAAGAAAGGAAAGUCUUCUACAGCAACGACCAACCCCAAGUUUUCAUUGAUAAAGCGCGUUGAUGGUUGGAUUUCUGAUAUUUCACCAGACACAACCGAACUACUCAAAACUUCCAGCGCUUCUAAGACUCGUACCACUGCCUCAGCUUUGUCAUUGGCGCAUGGGCCACCAAGCAGUGCUUUAUCCAGUUCCUGCGCUACAUCAGGUUUGGCCAUAACUACCAAGUCCUCCAAAUCUAAGGCCCCCCCUGCUCUAGCUAAUGCAUCUGAUGCUCCCAAGGCUCUUGUUGGCCGCUUUGAUGACGAGUCGGAUGAUUCUCAGGAAUGUUUGGAUGCCUUCAUUCAAAAGACGAAGGGGAAGCAGUCUUCACUUAGGAUUACCUCAGAUGCAAUGCCUGAGGAUGCGCUGUCUUCAACAGAGGACUUACAGGAUAUUGAUAUCGACGCACCAAUGGACCUGGACGAUGCAUUGGUGGACCUGGAGGACAAUUUGUUUGAGGGCAAAGAUGCCAGGAUGUCCAAGGCGGUGGACAGUGACAGCAGCCUAAGCAAUGGAAUCUUGUUCCAUCGGAGUAAGAAGCGCAAGCUUGCAGACACCAAAUCCUCCACCCUUGUCUUGGAGAGUACCCCCUACGAGGAUACAUCAGAUGUUGAGGUUAUUGAUGUCCCUUCAGGCCCUGUCGCAAUGGCCAAUACAACGAAGACAGCUGUGCAUUUGACCUCUUCGACUGCCAUUGCUGUCUCCCAGUUGGCCACCACAAAGAUGCAACCACCUGCAAAGAAGGUGAAAAUUGAAGAGGACAUUGAUGCCAGCACCGCGCAACUAACGCUCACAGCCCCACCUGGCUAUUGGAUUGAGAAGCAAUACAAGACGCGCUCGAGCUACCGAAACUAUCAUCUCCCUCCUCAUUGCCAAGAUCAACGGUGGCCGAAGCAGUUCCUCCCAACACUUUACCUGUGGGCCGGGAGUCAAAAUGACCUCUGGCAAUUCUUAGACGCUCCUCUGGUCGAGGCACUCCAAUCCAUUUAUGAUGUCGUAUAUUCAGAAGAAUCAGAUCUUGAUUACAAGGUGACCGCUCAAGGGUCUGUCUUUGGCGUUGCCAUCCAACGUCUCGCAGAGUGGCGCAGCAAUUUUGGAUCAACGGGACUGGCUAGUAUGAUGGAUUUUUUCACUAGGAAUGCUGACACUGAUCCAGAAACACUUGCUGACGCGCUUCUGGAGGACUUCGCUUUCAUUUAUGAGGACAUGGAAAACCUAGACCCGAUGCAAGCCUUCCGGUCUCCAUUCAUGUUGCAGCUCUUCGCAACCGCUCAUCUUCACGCCAUUCUCGGGCAUGUUGAAGUCCCCGCACUUAAAACAUAUGUGCUGUCUGUCGUCGGGAUGACUGGUGUUAUUGGCAUUUGUGCAGCUUCACUCGAGCGCGCCAUCAAACGUCUCCGUGUCAAUGCCAUUGACAUUGAUGUGGACACCCUAGAUCUGGGUCCUGCACAAAUGAAGCGCAAGCUGCGGACACCAAAGACCUUCAACAAGGCCACCGGCAAGGAUAGCACUACCGAGAAUGCCUUCUCCAUCAACAACUGGGGAUCAGUAACUGCAUCAUAUGUGGUUGCUAUCAAGGCGAAAGGAGACGACUACAUGAGGACCACAACAUUAACGGCUCGGAAAUUGCUGAAGAAAUCGGGCAGUGUCGGCCUCCAGAAGUACUUUCGCACUGAUGAUGAUGGCUCAGAGGCCGUUGACAUCCGCGCCAUCCUGUGGUAA